This is a messenger RNA of Phaedon cochleariae (mustard beetle), 4033 nucleotides long. The record is from the annotation of a GenBank genome assembly. Lineage: Eukaryota; Metazoa; Arthropoda; Insecta; Coleoptera; Chrysomelidae.
AUGGCCAUGAGAGGCACCGAAGGACCAAUGGGUCUCACCGGUGUGCCAGGACCACAAGGACCAAGCGGUCCAGAAGGGAUCAAAGGAGAACCAGGAGAUGGAGGCGAACCGGGCCUGCCAGGCAUCCGAGGCCCUCUGGGCCCCCAGGGCCGCGAAGGGCGCCGCGGGCGGGCAGGCCGCGACGGAGAGCGCGGCGCGACCGGCCCGAACGGCGCCAAGGGCGAGCAGGGCUUGCUGGGGCUGCCCGGCCUGCCCGGCGCGAAGGGCGAGCGCGGCGCGGCGGGCGGCCAGGGGGAGAAGGGCCUGCAGGGCCACGACGGAGUGGAGGGCCCGCCGGGCAGCAAAGGGCAUCCCGGCCCCACGGGGCAACCCGGCCACCCGGGACAGCCGGGGGCGACCGGAGCAGUCGGCCCACCGGGGCCCCAGGGAUUGCUCGGGCCUCCGGGAAUAAUUGGUCCUCGUGGAAAACCAGGAAUCCCUGGGCUUCCAGGCGCUGAAGGCCUACCAGGAGCAAACGGCAACCCGGGAAUAACAGGUUCAAAGGGGGAACAGGGACCAGCAGGACCCCAGGGCUCCAUUGGCUUCCCUGGAGCUCGCGGUGUCAAGGGGGAUGAAGGCAAUCGAGGGUCGUCUGGUGAAAACGGUGAUAGGGGCGAUAGGGGAUUGGAAGGCGAGAAAGGAGAGCCAGGAGCCAAAGGAGAUGCUGGCAGUCAAGGACCCCAAGGAACUCCUGGGUUGGAAGGGCCAGAAGGUCCUAAGGGCUUUGAUGGUCCACGAGGAGAAGCAGGUCAGAUUGGAUCCCCUGGUGAAAAGGGAAAAGAAGGUAUUCAAGGUCUCAUUGGGUAUCCUGGUACCACUGGGGAAAAGGGGGAUAAGGGCGCUACUGGACGGACUGGUCCAGAUGGUAUUAAAGGAGAGAGGGGCCACCCCGGCACGGCGGGCGAGCGCGGCGACACCGGCCCCCGGGGCUUCCGCGGGGCGCGCGGCCGCCGCGGCUCUGACGGUCUGCAGGGCCCCAAGGGCGACACGGGCCAGCCGGGCGCGCCCGGGCCGCAGGGCGAGGCGGGGCCGCCGGGCGCGGAGGGCGCGAGGGGAUUCGCGGGGGCGCCCGGGGCGGCCGGGCCAGGGGGGAAGGACGGUGGUGCGGGGAUGCCAGGGGAGAGAGGCGCGCCGGUGAGCCCGACUGGGGAGCCGGGCCCCAUCGGCGAACCGGGCGCCCCCGGCCCGCCCGGGGUGCCCGGAGAGGUCGGCCUGCCCGGCGAGACGGGCAAGGAGGGCCCGCCCGGGCCGAGCGGGCCGGCGGGCGGACAAGGGCCGCCGGGGGCCGCGGGGCUGCCGGGGUUUCCGGGGGAGCGGGGGCACAACGGGUUGCCGGGUAUGCCUGGUCUGAAAGGGGACACUGGUCCGAUGGGUCUGCCGGGAGCUGUCGGCGACAAAGGUCAACAAGGCGAGCCAGGCAAGGAUGGACCCUCGGGGCCAGAGGGUCGCCAGGGGCCUCCGGGGUCUGUGGGGCCUAGUGGCUCUAAAGGAGAAAGGGGUGAAGCUGGACCACCAGGAGUGGCAGGCAGAGACGGACUUCCUGGUCUCAGAGGCCUUUCUGGGGCUCCUGGUCCAGUCGGAUCGCCAGGAGAAGACGGCGACAAAGGUGAUAUCGGUCCGCCAGGAGAAAAGGGUUUCAAAGGGUCACAAGGAGAAGCGGGCCCAGCGGGAAAUCCGGGAUCGCAGGGGGUACGAGGGGAGCCGGGCGCUGUGGGGCCUCAGGGCGACCGCGGCCCCCCGGGAGCCAUGGGCAGGCGAGGGACGAAAGGGGAGGACGGGCUGAAGGGGCUGCCCGGCCCGGGGGGACCGGCGGGGCCACAGGGGAUGCCCGGGCCGAUGGGGGUGAAGGGGGAAAUCGGGGAUGUCGGCCAGAAGGGUCCUCCUGGUCCAGCAGGAUCUCCAGGAGAGCAAGGCGUCCGAGGUCCCAAAGGCGCCGAGGGAAUUCCAGGUCCGUUUGGACCAGAAGGAAAGCAGGGUAGCAAAGGGGAUGAUGGACCGCCCGGACCAGUUGGCCCCCCUGGACAAGACGGAAAAGAUGGCGAGCGAGGUCCGGCCGGCCAAAAAGGCGAAGAGGGCAAGGCGGGCGUCGGAGGUCCGCCCGGCCUGAGGGGCGGCCCGGGCGUCGACGGGCCGAAAGGGUCCGCAGGGCCGCCCGGCCAUCCCGGUCCGCCCGGCGAGCCGGGUCCGACCGGACCGAAGGGCGAGCGGGGCAAGGAGGGAGAAGACGGGGCGCGGGGAGAGGCGGGACCGACGGGGGAGCCGGGGGCGGCCGGGAAGAUGGGGCCGACGGGGCCGCCCGGGAGACCGGGCGUGGAAGGACCUGCCGGACAACAAGGAAACACAGGACCACCAGGUGAGAAAGGGGACAAAGGAUCGCUAGGUGCCCCCGGACUUCAGGGAACUCCCGGAGUUCAAGGAGUUCCAGGACCACAGGGAGUUCAAGGACUCAUCGGAGCCCCUGGAGCAGCAGGUGAGAAUGGCCCUCCCGGAUCUCCCGGUCUUCCGGGUAGCCAAGGGAAGCUGGGCGAGCAGGGCCCCAGGGGUCAGAAGGGCGAUCGCGGCAGAAGAGGCAUGAAGGGCCAUAGGGGGGACAUCGGGAAUCCCGGGCUCAAAGGGGACGAAGGAGAACGCGGGCCGAAAGGGGUCAAGGGGCCAAGAGGGCCGGAAGGAGUCAAGGGGGAUAUGGGCCCUGCGGGUCCGAUUGGCGUCAAAGGCGACGACGGGCCUGUAGGACUGCCGGGCCUGGAAGGGCCUCCCGGCCCGAAGGGCUCCGAGGGGCAGGCCGGCAACAAGGGGGAGCCGGGGCCCGCGGGACCCCCGGGCCCCCAAGGUGCGCCGGCAGAGAUGCCUCUGUUGCCGCCAGAGCUGCUGUUCCAGAUGAGCAACAACGUCGACAAGGGGGUGACUAGAAGGAGAAGGAGCGUGGAAGAACUGAUAAAUGACUAUGAGGAAGAAGUCGGAUCAAAAACAACUGAAACAACUCCAACAGAAGAUGAUGCGAAUAAAGAUGACAUGAACGUGAAAUUCUUGGAUAUGUACAGCACCAUUUACUCCAUGAGACAAGAGCUAGAAAAGUUCAGGAAACCGACAGGAACCAAAGAGAACCCAGCCAUGACAUGCAGAGAUUUGUAUUACGGGCACCCAUACUACGAAAACGGUUGGUACUGGAUCGAUCCCAAUCUUGGAAUGAAAGAUGAUGCUGUAUAUGUUUACUGUAAUAUGACUGCUGAAGGAGAGACUUGCGUUUUUCCUGAUGUCCACAGCUCAAAUAUGCCGAAUAUUCCAUGGAGAAGGGAGGGCAACAAACGAGAUUGGUAUUCCAAUUUGAGAGGAGGAUUCAGAAUUACCUACGAAACGAUGGGAACGGUCCAGAUGGCCUUCCUGAGGCUCCUCUCCCAGGAAGCCUACCAAAACUUCACCUACACCUGCGUCAACAGCAUAGCCUGGUACAAUUCGAACACCUACAAGUUCGACAUGUCGAUCAAAUUGCUCGGAGACAACGACCAAGAAUUCUCGGACCACGGUUUGAAGCCAGAAGUGCUCUCCGAUGGGUGCAAAUCAAGAAGCGGGAAAGCAGAAACGGUUUUUGAGGUUAGAACGGAAAAAUUGUCUAGGUUGCCUGUCGUCGAUUUUUAUCCUGUGGACUAUGGCGCUCCGAACCAAGCGUUCGGAUUUUCGGUCGGUCCGGUGUGUUUCAAAUGAAAUUGGCUUGUUGUUUUUUAUGGAUCGUUGUUAUAGCACCUUUAUUUAUUUGUUGAAUAAUUUAGGGAAUGUACAUAUAUUUUUUGUCACUGCCAUAUUUUUUUCUAUGUUUUUUAAAUAUAAGAUUUAUUACUGUGCACAGAAGUAAAAUCAUAAGUUGCCGAUGUUUUGUAUCAUUUUCGAUUCCUGGUUCCUUCUCAUAUUGAUAAAUCGGAAUCACACUCGGAAUCAUUACCUAGACCACCAACUUCAAGAAUAUUAAAAGUAAAAAGUAAUCAAAGCUCACUAUACA